This is a messenger RNA of Candoia aspera, 1550 nucleotides long. Its product is annotated as 5-phosphohydroxy-L-lysine phospho-lyase-like. NCBI's taxonomy places the organism in Eukaryota, Metazoa, Chordata, Lepidosauria, Squamata, Candoiidae. The record is from RefSeq and is a predicted model, not a curated record. Bases 115 to 1440 code for a protein of 441 amino acids. Gene Ontology annotation, molecular function: pyridoxal phosphate binding; transaminase activity. The transcript has 14 exons.
ACCAGCCUGGAGCGUUUCGGCAACUGCCAUUUUGUAUAGCCAACCCGUCAGAGGCAGGCAGUGCAACUCUGUGCAGAUCUACUCAAAAUUCCUCUCCCAGACUCCGGAGCAGCCAUGACCGCCGAGCCCCGCAAUCGCCAGCAGACUCUGGUUUUACGGAAGCAGUUCAUUGGAACAUCUUGCAAGCUUUUUUUUCCAGAAGACCCAGUGAAGAUUAUCCGGGCAAAGGGCCAGUAUAUGUAUGAUGAAAAUGGAAACCAAUACCUUGACUGUAUCAAUAAUGUUGCUCAUGUGGGGCACUGCCAUCCUGAAGUGGUCAAAGCAGCCCAUCAGCAGAAUCUACUGUUAAAUACAAACUCUCGGUAUCUGCAUGACAAUUUGGUGGAUUAUGCACAGAGACUUUCUAAAACAUUGCCGGAGAAGUUGUGCAUCUUCUAUUUUUUGAAUUCAGGAUCAGAAGCUAAUGAUCUUGCUCUGAGACUGGCACGGCAGUAUACAAAGCAUAAAGACAUUAUUGUUAUUGACCAUGCUUAUCAUGGACAUCUGACAUCUUUGAUUGACGUAAGUCCAUAUAAGUUCAGAAAUCUAGAUGGCCAAAAGAAAUGGGUCCAUGUGGCUCCUCUUCCUGAUACAUACAGAGGAUUAUAUAGAGAAAACCAUAAAGAUCCAGCCACAGCAUAUGCUAAUGAAGUAAAAAAAAUAAUUGAUAAGGCACACCAAGAAAGCAGGAAGUUUGCUGCACUUUUUGUUGAAUCCUUGCCCAGCGUUGCUGGACAAAUCAUUCCACCAUCUGGUUAUUUCCAAAAGGCAGCAGAGCAUAUACACCAAGCAGGAGGUGUAUUUAUUGCUGAUGAAAUUCAGGUUGGGUUCGGCAGGGUUGGCAAACAUUUUUGGGCAUUUCAACUUCAGGGAGAGGAUUUUAUUCCUGAUAUUGUUACUAUGGGAAAACCAAUAGGGAAUGGACAUCCUGUCGCUUGUGUAGCAACAUCAAAGGAAAUUGCAGAGGCAUUUUCAGCAACAGGAGUAGAAUACUUUAACACAUUUGGAGGAAAUCCUGUGUCCUGUGCAAUAGGCCUAACAGUCUUGGAUAUUAUUGAGAAAGAGCAGCUUCAAACCCAUGCUCUUCAUGUGGGAAGCUUCUUUAUGGAACUACUCAAUCAACAGAAAGCUAAACACCCUCUAAUUGGAGAUAUCAGGGGUGUUGGAUUAUUUAUUGGUGUAGAUUUAGUACAAGACCAAGAGAAAAGAGCACCUGCUAGUGAAGAAGCAGAAUUCAUCAUAACAAGAUUGAAGGAAGAAUUCAUUAUGCUGAGCACAGAUGGGCCAGGAAGAAAUGUGCUUAAGUUCAAGCCCCCACUGUGUUUCAAUAAGAAAGAUGCAGAGUUAGUUGUUGGCAAACUUGAUAUGAUAUUAACAGAAUUGGAGAAAAGCAAAGCCUAAAGAUGAUGAUUUCCAAUACUUCAAAGGGAUACAGACACAGUGCUCAAUUUUACCAUUUUUCUACACUUAAACUACAGUAAUAAAAUUCUGCCUUCUACAGGCUAUCAUAA